AUGCAGUCGAGGCGCUUCUCGGGGCGCGGCGCCGGCGGAGGCAGCGGCCCCCCAGACCCCUCCAGUCUGCAGGGUCCACGCCUCACCCAGUGUGCCGGCGGCUCGGGGCGCUCGACUCCGGCGCUGCAGCCCCGGAGCGACAUCCACCGGCGGAGCCAGUCCGCGGCGCCCGCGGCCGCCCCCGCCUUGCCGCGGCCAGCGAGGGAGCACCCCAGGAAGGCCGGGGGCGGCUGCAGCGAGGAGGGGUGCCUCUCCUGGGCGGGGAAGGCGGCGGCAGGGACUAAGGCAGGGCCUGCGCGGCCGCCGGGAGGAGGCGAGCGCUGGGAUCCUGGAUCGGGACCCGUCGGUGCCGCCCGCCGCCCAGCCGGGCCGGGGUCCGGGGCGCCCACGUGGAGAGUAAAAGAAGAGGGCAAAGCGAAGAACUCCUCCUCGGCGGGCUCCGCACUCUGCCGCGGCCGGGCGCGGGGACGCGGCCGCCACCCGCCGCUCUCUCCCGGCCCUGCGGCGUGUGCCGGCGGGAGAGCCAGCGAGGGCACCCGCGCCGGGGACGCGGCGAGACUUUUAGGAGCUAGAGCCGAUAUCGCCGCCGCCGCGCAGGCAGAAGAGACCGGGACGAGGAGGGCCCCGCCGCCGCCUAGCCUGGCGCUCGGAGCCCCGCCGGCCCGCGCAGGCGGGCGGAGGGAGGCAGGCGGCGAGGAGGCGGGCGGAGCAGAGGACCCGCCGGAGCGCGCAGCGGCCGGCCCGCCCGCCCGCCUGCCGCGCUCCCGGCACCGCACUCACUCCGCUGUCCGCCCGCCAACCCACGGAGAGGACUACCCGCCCGUCGCCACCGCCCGCGGCCCUUCCUCGGUGCUAGGCGGCGAGGGCGAGGACGAGGCGCUCAGGUGCGAGCGCGGGGCCCCGCCGCAGCGCCCGCCGCAGCGCCGCGCCAAGCCGCGCCCGGCUCCGCUCUGGGGGCUCGGGUGCCUUCGCUUCCGUCUCGCCCAAGUUGCGUCGACCGGCCCUUUUGCCACCUUCCCCGCCCGGCCGCCAAGCCGCCGCUGCUGCUGCUUUCGCUUCACCCGAGCGGGGGCAGCGGGGCCCCGACGCGGAGAGGAUGGGGGAAAAGCUGCGGAUGCCGAGGCGCCCCGAGACGCCCGUGCGGCAGUAACCCUCCGGCCCCUGCCUCGCCCAGGGCGCCUCUCCGGCUCCCCGCGGCCCACGGCGCCCCUUCCCCGCCGCGCGGGAACCCCCGCGGCCCGACCGGGCCCCCUCCCCCUGUGA
Cervus elaphus (red deer) is the source of this 1263-nucleotide messenger RNA. Its product is annotated as collagen alpha-1(I) chain. The record is from RefSeq and is a predicted model, not a curated record. The transcript has 3 exons. NCBI's taxonomy places the organism in Eukaryota, Metazoa, Chordata, Mammalia, Artiodactyla, Cervidae. The coding region runs from base 1 to 1263 and encodes 420 amino acids.